Molecule: messenger RNA, 1119 nt
Organism: Wickerhamiella sorbophila
Lineage: Eukaryota; Fungi; Ascomycota; Dipodascomycetes; Dipodascales; Trichomonascaceae
Product: Serine/threonine-protein kinase RIO2
Exons: 1
Coding region: 1-1119 (372 amino acids)
Biological process (GO): maturation of SSU-rRNA; protein phosphorylation
Cellular component (GO): nucleus; cytosol; preribosome, small subunit precursor
Molecular function (GO): ATP binding; protein serine/threonine kinase activity
Source: RefSeq, a predicted model, not a curated record
AUGAAGCUCGACACAUCGCAUAUGAGGUACUUGUCGAAAAGCGACUUUCGUGUGUUGACCUCUAUUGAAAUGGGAUCAAAAAAUCACGAUAUUGUGCCUACUCCGCUAAUCCACUCGAUUUCCGGUAUCAAGAACGCUUCUUUGGUGAAUAAAUGCAUCUCCAAUCUUGCAAAAAUUAAGCUUAUUUCUAGGGUCCGCAACGCAAAAUACGAUGGGUUCCGUUUGUCCUACAAAGGUUAUGAUUAUCUUGCUCUAAAGGCUAUGGUGCAAAGAGAAUCACUUUAUGCUGUAGGCGUGCAAAUUGGCAUUGGAAAAGAAUCCGACAUUUUUUCGGUUGCCAAUAAAAACGGUGAGACUCUUUGUUUGAAGGUUCAUCGUCUGGGACGCAUUUCUUUCCGUACAGUGAAAAACUCUCGGGAUUAUUUGGGCAAGCGCCAGAGCGCCAGUUGGAUGUAUUUAUCAAGACUUGCUGCCGAAAAGGAAUACAAAUUUAUGCAGGUACUAUAUGAUGCAGGCUUUUCGGUGCCCAAACCUAUUGACAACAGUCGUCAUCAUGUUUUAAUGUCUCUGAUUGACGGUAUGGCCAUGCUGAAGCUUCGUGAGCAUGAUGAUCCGGAACGACUGUACAAUUUGCUCAUGAAUUUCAUUCGACGAUUAGCCAGUCAAGGCUUGAUUCAUUGUGAUUUCAAUGAGUUCAACAUUAUGAUCCGAGAGUAUGAUCCAGAAGAGCCCGAACGCGAAGCAGUCGUUAUUGACUUCCCGCAGUGCGUUUCCAUCGACCACAAGGAUGCCAAAGAAUAUUUCGAACGCGAUGUCAACUGCAUAAGACUAUUUUUCGAAAAUAAAUUUGGCUAUGUCGGGGAUUAUCCCAAGUGGGAAGAAGUUGAGCGGGUUGGCCAUCUCGAUGUGGAGGCUAAUGCAAGUGGAAACGAUCGUAAAGCUUACCGGGAGUUAGAGAAAUACAUGAAGCAGCAGUUGGCCGAGAAGGAAGAGGAAGGUAAAUUCGAUGAGGAUGGAUCCGAGGAAGACGAGUUUGAAGAAGACGAAGACUCUGAAGAGGAACAGGAACUCGAGGAAGAAGACCUCGCCGACCAAGUCAAUGAUCUUAAACUCACAUAA